Racocetra fulgida is the source of this 2208-nucleotide messenger RNA. The record is from the annotation of a GenBank genome assembly. Lineage: Eukaryota; Fungi; Glomeromycota; Glomeromycetes; Diversisporales; Gigasporaceae.
AACAAUCAAAUGAGGUGCUGGCGCCGUCUAAUGUUAGCAACUUAUUUUUGGAUGUUCCGGGUUUCGAGCCGGCCGAUCCAGUUCAUAUGUUAGAAACUGGUUUUGUUAGUGCUGGUUUGGCUGAAGACGAUUCCGGUAUUUUUACUUUAGAUCGUGUUCAAUUUCAACCUCAAGCCCCAAUGGUUGCAAUGGCAGUAUCAAAUAAUGUUCUCGUAAUGGCCUUGGAAUCAAAUCAUAUCUUAAGAAUUGACUUACAACAAGCACACAAUGUUGAAGUAUUCUUUGAUCCAACCGGUCGACAUUUACUUAUUACCACCGAACAAGGAGAAAACUUUUAUAUAUUUGAAAAAUUGAAAAAAGCAAAAGUUCUUACAAAGUUUAAGGAAAUUCCUGGAAACUUGCCAUACAGUGAAUUACACUUUUUUUCUCAAUAUCAAGAUAUACAAUAUCAAGGAUCGGCUAAAAAUUUCGCGUGGUUAACUACUCCUGGCAUUUAUCAUGGCAGUCUUGUCUUUGGGUCUCAAGACCAUGUGGUUGAUAGCGCAAAAUUAUACCCUUCAAUGCCUUCAGAAAAUGAUCCAUCUACCAUGGUCACCGAAAAUCCUUUGUCAAUUGCUCUUACCGAAUUUCAUUUUAUUUUGUUAUAUAAAGAACGUGUUAGAGCUAUUUGUCAGUUAAAUGAUCAAACUGUUUAUGAAGAAAUUAUCCCCCUUAAUCCUGCUCAACGUGAUGAAGUUCUUACUACUCAGGCAGAUUAUUACUUUUCUCAAUGUCGAUUCCUUUUAUCGGCAACUUACUACGCCCAAUCCACUGUUCCUUUCGAAGAAGUCGCGCUUAAAUUUGUAGAACGAGAUGAAAGAGAUGCAUUAAGGACCUAUUUAUUGAAAAAAUUGGAAAAGCUUCGGCGUACGACAAAUUUGGACAAGCAAACAACAUACAAUCUCAUCGCUAGUCAUGGACGUACGGAUGAGCUCUUAUUUUAUGCUGAAUUAAUUGGCGAUUACGACAAAGUAAUUUCUCAUUGGAUUCAAGAAAAAGAUUAUAAACGAGCUUUAGAUGUCCUUAGUAAACAAGCUUCAAUUGAUGUUUAUUAUAAAUUUGCCCCAAUUUUAAUGGAAAAUGCACCAUAUGAAACGGUUAAUGUUUGGAUGAGACAACCAAAUCUCAACCCUAGAAACUUGAUGCCUGCGUUAUUGAAAUACGAUCACUCAAAAACUUCAGAAGACGUUACUCAAAAUCAAGCUAUAAGAUAUUUACAUUAUGUAGUAACGCAAUUGAACAACACUGAUCCGGCAAUUCACAAUUUUCUUCUUACAUUAUAUGCAACACAACCUACAUCAAAUAAUGACGAGUCCUCUCUGCUGAAAUUUUUGGCUACAGAAGGAAAAGAACCUUAUUAUAACAUGGACUACGCACUAAGACUUUGUAGUCAGAAUGGAAAGACACAAAGUUGUGUACAUAUCUAUAGCAAUAUGGGUCUUUUUGAGGAAGCUGUUGACCUAGCCUUAAAGCAUAAUGAUUUGGAGCUUGCAAGUAUCAAUGCUGACAAGCCAGAAGAUGAUGAAGCAUUGCGUAAAAAUCUUUGGCUUAAGAUUGCGAGACACGUGGUUGAGAAAAAACAAGAUAUUAAAAUGGCAAUGGAUUUUUUGCAGCGUUGCGAACUCCUUAAGAUCGAAGAUAUUUUACCCUUUUUCCCUGACUUUGUUCUAAUUGAUAAUUUCAAGUACAAUACACACAUCGAAGAUUUAAAACAAGAAAUGGAAGAAGCAACCAAAAGUGCAGACAGCAUUCGAAACGAUAUACGAGAGUUGCGAAAGAAAUGUUCGUUAUGCGAUUCUCCACUCUUGACAAGACAAUUUUACAUAUUUCCGUGUCAACAUGCAUUUCAUUCUGAGUGUUUAAUCCAAGAGCAUCUCAAUACUGUCCAACUUCGCAAAAUUUUGGAACUUCAAGAGCAAAUAGCAAAAGAAAUAUCUAAUUUUAAUCGUGCGCCAGAUAAUACAGCACGUGAGCGCAAUUCUUUUGCACCUGGAGGUCUAGAUCGGUUAAAAGGGUUGAUAUUACCAGAUGUUGCUACACACAGUGGUGACGAUGUAGCUGUAGUCGUGUCAAAGGAUGAGUUGGAUGACUUAGUAGCCUCAGAAUGUGUUUUGUGUGGUGAUAUGAUGAUAAAGACUAUUGAAAAGCCCUUUAUUAAUGAAGAAGAAA